CAACGAAUAUUGCAGGGCACGCUCGCUCGGUCUCAGCGCUUUCUCCACAAGGACACCACCCACCGCCUAGGGCUUGCCGAUUGGGCGAGCAUACAAGCAUGCAGCCGCCACUGACGCCGAUCGCCACGUCGCUCGACGAUGUCGGGGGGCUUGGCCUGAGCCUCGACAAGGCCGGCCUGGAAGACGACAACGACGACAGCGGAGCCGGGAGGCGCGAAGGAAAGGAACAAGAAUCAAUCGAAGACCUUGUCAAGGCAGCCUUUGUCACGGGUUACCAGAGCGCAGUCAGCUAUAGCGCCGAUGUCGAGUUUGGCGAGUUGCACAAGGGCACCCUGGGCCCCGAGCAGAUUGUCGGCCUGAUUGCAGAGGGCUACGCGCCAGAGGAGAUUGGCUACCAGAUUGCAAAACGGGACAGCCUCGUCGAGCAGUUUCGCCAGCUUGUGCUGACGAGCAUCAGAGACAUGGCCCUGGGCUACACGGUCUGCCAGCUCGCGGACCAGCUUCUCAACGUGGCGCCACUGUCGAGCGAUGCGAAAAAGGCCAGGCUGACAGCUGUCCGGAACCGCAUGGCCGAGAUGGACCGCGGCCCACUCACGACGACGACGCAGCUACCAAAGUACAACUACGAGGCAGUGUACGAGUACGUCGAGGCCGAGCUGCACAAUGGCGAGCUCGUCGGCGACCCAGCGUGGAUCAACGACGAAAAGAGGCGCAAGAAAAAGGGCGUGUCCUGGAGAGAUCGUCUGGUCAAGAGCAUCGCCAUGCUAGACCAGGCUUUUGACGAGGCCGUCAAGCAGCUCGACUGGACGGCACUUAUGGGGGCUGAUGUCGAUCUCCUUCGCGAUGCCAGGCCCGAGGAGUUCAGCGAUGCCGCCGUGCACAUCUUCCGGCAGAUCCCGGCGCAGGUCGCUCAGGGCCCAGCCCGACCAGAUGGUACCACCACCACCUCCGUCUCUGCCUCUUCUUCUAGCACACCCGGGCUCUCCGCCCAAACAAUUCGCACCGUCGGCCGUGCCUUUCGGACGGUGCUCCUCGACGGGUGCAAGGCUCGCGGCAACGAGCAUUUUGCGGCUGGCGAGUAUGUGCUGGCCGAGGACGCCUACCAGAAGGCCAUUCUCGGAGGCACCAACGACCCCGCUGCGGCCGUAAACCUCGCGCAGGUCCUGCUCAAGCUGGAAAAAUUCCGAUAUGCAGAGAACGCGGCGACGAUCGGCCUCUAUCAGAUCGAGGCUGCGUCAGGCGGCUUGCAGCAUGGCGCCUCGGCAUCCUCGUCCUACUUUGGUACCAGCGAGGCCAGACAGCCGAGGCAGCACGAAGCCAGUCGAGCGUACCGAGGCACUGACGUCGAGCUGUUGGCGCUCAAAUACAAGGCUUUGAUUCGACGAGGGCGCGCAAGGCGGGCCAUGCUUGAGCAGCUUGGCGGACUGAAGAGGGCCGAAGAGAUCGAAGAACGCACUGUAGAAGUCGACCUCGACCAAGAGGAGGAAAAGGACGAGAAGGAGCAAGCCGAAGAGAGAGGAAGGAUGUUGUUGGGCGCGAGGAGCGACUUUACCAAGGCCAUGCAUCUCGAUGCCAACGAUGAGGUUGCGCGUGCCGAGCUGGCGACUCUUGCUAUCGAUCCUCGCCAGCGCCGUCCCUCUGAGCAUGGGGCGCAUGGCCUCGCCUUAGCAAGCCAUACCGAUGCGACUGGAGAGUCCUCAUCCUCUCCUCCUUCGUUCUCAUCUCUUCUCCAACGAGGCGGCAGCGAGCCGGCAAUACCGAGCUCGAGCCUUCUGUGAUUCGUUUUCCCUUUGCACCCCUGUACAUUUUUUUUCUUUACCAGUCAUCAUUACCAGUCAUCAGCCUCAGAAUAAUGGGC
Acaromyces ingoldii is the source of this 1858-nucleotide messenger RNA. RefSeq lists its product as hypothetical. Bases 99 to 1778 code for a protein of 559 amino acids. The record is from RefSeq and is a predicted model, not a curated record. Gene Ontology annotation, molecular function: protein binding. The transcript has 2 exons. NCBI's taxonomy places the organism in Eukaryota, Fungi, Basidiomycota, Exobasidiomycetes, Exobasidiales, Cryptobasidiaceae.